AUGAAACCAGACUGGUGGCCCGGCGAGGACCACGCGACAUUCACCGAGUGGGCGUUGUCCCAAGGCGUCGUCACCAAUGGGGUCACCCCAGCGCGGUUUUCAGGCCGCGGGCUAGGAAUGAUAACCACCCGGAACAUCACAAGCGGCGAGACCUUGUUGCGAGUACCGGUAAAUGUGAUGUUGACCGCGGACCACAUCCCUUCCUCGUUUAUCGAGAAGUUCCCCGAGGAUAUCGGGGUGCAGACUCUCUUCGCAGCAUUCUUGACUCAUGGAACCACAGAGUACCUGGCCGAAUAUGAGCCGUGGCGAAAAUGCUGGCCCAGUCGUCGGGAUUUCGAAGAUGGCAUGCCCAUUCUGUGGCCGGCUGCUCUGGGUGGACCGAAAUGGCCGGGGAAUGGCGAUGAUGAUGAUGCGCAACAGGACCAGGCUGGUGGACUCCCUAACUCCCUUCCUCCGUGCAUCUCGGGCUUGUGGAAUAGUUUCCAGAAAACCCCAACGAAGGAGUACGAAACCUACCAUCAGAACCUGCUUGCUCAGCAGGUGCAGAGACUGCGCAAAGCGUGGACGGACGUAGUCUCUGUCUUCCCGGACACAGAUUGGAACACGUUCUCGUACCACUGGCUGAUUGUUAACACAAGAAGCUUCUACUGGGUUGGACCUGAUCAGGAUACUCCAGAGGAUCGCAACGAUGCCAUGGCCCUGGUACCUUUUGCGGAUUACUUCAAUCAUUCUGACGUGGCGUGCGAUGUGGAAUUCGACGACGACGGAUACCUCUUCCGUGCCUCGAAAAACUACGAGCCAGGCGAAGAGGUGUUCAUGAGCUACGGCAGUCAUCCCAACGACUUUCUCUUUGCAGAAUAUGGAUUUUUCUUGGACGAAAAUGGGUCCGACACAGUCUAUUUGGACGAUAUCAUCUUCCGGGAUAUCAACCGUCCCCAGCUGCGAGAUGAGUUGUGGGAGAACCAAUAUUAUGGAAACUAUCAAGUCACCCUCCACGGGGCCUGCUACCGCACCGAAGUAGCUGCGUGCCUGAAAUACAUGAAUGAAGAGGACUGGCGAAACCACGUCCUCGAAGGCUCCUCUCAGGGGCUAGAUGAAAACAAGUCGGAAGCCACUAUCAAAGAUUGGAUUCAGAAUUAUGCCAUGGAGGCGGAGAUGGCCAUCGCAACGCUGCAGGCUGCAAUGGAAACCAACACGGUUGUACGGGAACAUCGUUCCAAGGCGGAGAUGCUCUUGAGACGGUGGCAACAGAUCAAAGAUCUUUGCGGACAUGCUGCUCAGGCGGUUUCUGUUUAA
Messenger RNA from Penicillium alfredii, 1296 nucleotides. RefSeq lists its product as uncharacterized. Gene Ontology annotation, biological process: peptidyl-lysine monomethylation. The transcript is spliced from 5 exons. Gene Ontology annotation, molecular function: protein-lysine N-methyltransferase activity; protein binding. Lineage: Eukaryota; Fungi; Ascomycota; Eurotiomycetes; Eurotiales; Aspergillaceae. The coding region runs from base 1 to 1296 and encodes 431 amino acids. The record is from RefSeq and is a predicted model, not a curated record.